GUCGAAGUCCCAGCCAAAGUCACAUUCAUUUGGUGCACGGUCCGUCAGUUGAACUUCGACGCAGAGCUUGACCAGAAGACUGACGACUGUGACGUGACGACGCGACCGAAUAGUAAAAUACCGAACAUCAUACCAUACCAUUAUCACUAUGUUUAACACUAAUGAGAAUCUAAAGUAGUAAUAUAGCAUCAUCCGUGUGAUAAGAAAAGUGUGUACAGGAGAACGUAUUUCGAAGAUCCGCUUGGUAUUAAAUUUGAAGCACAACCGCGGUAACUGAAUGAAAGUGCAGAAGAACUAUGUGUGAUAGUUUAAGAAUGGUGCAGCAAAGCUGAGAUUGUGCAGAUAGAUAAGUGACCCGCCGGAAGGCUGCUUGCUACUAACGUUCUUGAGCCCUAGAAAUCGCCGGAAUCAAGUUUGCGAAAAGUGAAUGAAAAGAAAUCGAAUUUUCUGCAACAUCUGCGCUUGUCCCUGAUCUCUGGACUAGGUUGCAUCGGCUGAUUUGGAUCAAAAACUGCGCUCAGGUUCAUCCGGCGUUGUAGUGGUGUAUGCGGUAUGUGGUAGUCUCGAGAAGUAUCAUCACCAUAAUCAACAUCACGGUCGUGGUCGUCGUCGUAGUCGUCAUCGUGCGCAAAAAAAAAUAUAAUUAGUUUACAACCGUGUUGAGUGGAAAAGGAAAGGCUAUACGACACCAGUAGCGUUUGGUUCUUGCAAUAACACUUUAAGUUCAGCCACUUUAUUCGGGGCUCCUGAGCCCGACUUAGCGUCCUGGAAGAUCAGUUGAUGUAAUGAUUGUCUAACGCGAAUGAAAAAACGCCCCCGCAGAUUGUCCUUUGCCAGAAUCUUCAAUUUCUAUAUUCAGAAAAUUUUGCAUUGCUACUUAGUAGAAUACCCUGUAUAUGUGUACGUGAGAAAGACAAGAAAAUAUUAUUUUCUGGUGCAAAAAUAUACACGUAUAGAGUCGUCGCUUCAGAACAACACUCAGCAAUCACAACAAGUUUCUAGCUGCAGCGUGAAACUCGACUUCAAAGACGAGUAGAUAUUGUAAACGAUCCGCAAGGUUUGCUUUCCAAUACGAUUGGUUAUCCAAAAGUACCCAAAGAACUUCGGUAGCACGUUCAGUAUCCAGGUGCUAAGCAAUCGGCGAACAUUCUGGUCUGGACGGUUAUUACUACCACGGCCUACUGGAGACAGAGAGAGAGAAAAGGUCUGAUUGUACGGAGGACAAAACUGGUACGAAAUUCAUACGCACAGAAUGGCUGAGCUCAUCGAGGACGAGAUGAAACAUUGCUACGAGAAUCUGAUCGUAGUAGACGUUGGCGCCAACUUGACCAACAAAAAAUAUAUUCGUGACCUGGACUCGGUUAUACAACGCGCUAAAGAUUCUGGCGUCCAAAAAGUCAUGGUCCCCGGCACGUCGGUCAAGUCAAGCAAGGAGGCCCUUCGUCUGACACGCAUCUACCCGGGCAUCAUCUACUCGACGGCGGGAAUCCAUCCGCACGAUUCGAAGUCGAUCAUCGAAGAACCAAGCACAUGGCACGAUUUCGAGGUAAUCGCGGGGGCACCGGAAUGCGUUGCCAUUGGGCCCUGCGGGUUGGACUAUCAGCGGGAUUUCAGUGAACCGUGCACCCAAAAGGACAUCUUCGAGCGGCAGUUAAGGCUGGCCUGCACUCUGCAGAAACCUAUUCUGAUACACGAACGGUCUGCCCAGGAAGAUGUGUUGGAAAUAUUAUCGAAAUUUCAACCUACACCGCAGAUCAUCAUCAGAGGCUUCAUGGGCUCUAUUGAGGAGGCUCUCAAGUACCUGCAGCGAGAUUAUUACAUAUCACUUACGGGCUAUCUUUGCAAAGACAAGUCAGACACUGGAGUCCGGAAGCUACUCGAAGAUGGCCGACUUCCGCUGGAACGCCUGCUUGUGGAAACCGAUUCGCCAUUUAUGUAUCCGAACACGCGAGCUUCCAAACUUCCACAGCACGUCAAGAGCGGCCUGACCGAACGUUCACUUCUCUAUCUGCAUCGCUACUGUACCUUUCAGCGCAAUGAACCAUGCAGUUUGCCGGCCAUCGUGGAAAUGAUUGCUGCCUUCAUGAACAAGAAACCCGAGGACGUGGGCCUAGCGACGGCAUUCAACGCACUCAAGCUGUUCGGACUGUCUCAAUGAUAGUGACGGGGAAAACGACAAUGAAAAAUUGAACGAAAACGACUUUUUUUUAUCUUCCAAAAAAUUUUCAUCAAAACGAUUUCACUUUCUUAACCGACGAAUGAUAAAUCUGUUAUCAUAAUUAAUUUUAACACGUUUUCUUUUGUAUACCCUAUAGUUUAGAAUUGUUAAGUUGAAACCUAUUUAAGUCUUGCCCGAUAAUGGUUAUCGAAAAACAAAGAAAUGUUAUUGCUAGUAAAAGCAUGAACUGAAUCCAACGCUCUUAGAGUGACUCUUUACAAUGUUGAAGGAUUCUAUUAAACUGUUUUGUUCUUCAUCUUAGAAUAAGUGCAGGUAGCGUUAGAUUUGUAAGUAUAAACAAAACGAAUUGUGUUAACCGAAUUUAUGUUCUACAUGUGAAGCGAAAGACUGAAGAUAAUACAGUGGGUUAAGAAAGACCAUAACCAAAAUACGUCUAAUCUCGCGAGAAUUAGAAAAAUAAACAAUGACAAAACGCAUCCCGCGGUAAAUUAUUCGACCCUCAAGAAACGGCACAAGAUCAGGGAACUAUCUCAGUAGAGCUAAACAAAACAUUUAGAACACAUUCCUUGUCAACCAAUUUGCUGUUUAUUGAGAGACGAUUAAAUUUUCUAGCAAUGGAUGCUAUCGACAGAUUUUUAGAAGCUUCUAAAAAUAGGAAAACUAAAUUAUAGCUGCGAUGUUGAUAAGAUAGAGUGCUCUUUUCUGCUAUCAUAUUUAGAGAUUAAAUUAGGAACCUUGUUUCAAAUUAAAGUUGUUCAAUUAGUUACACAUACUAGGGUUGAUAGUGACAAAACAUCUACAUUACAUAGGGAGAAAAGUGCCAUAUAUAUGUCUAACUGAGCGCUAAGGUGAAUAUGAUAUGCGAUAACCUGUAUUCAUUGUGUAAGUUAUUGAGAUUGAAAUAAAAGUAUAUUUUUAUAGAG
Malaya genurostris is the source of this 3102-nucleotide messenger RNA. Its product is annotated as 3'-5' ssDNA/RNA exonuclease TatD. The coding region runs from base 1253 to 2158 and encodes 301 amino acids. Gene Ontology annotation, molecular function: single-stranded DNA 3'-5' DNA exonuclease activity. The transcript has 4 exons. The record is from RefSeq and is a predicted model, not a curated record. NCBI's taxonomy places the organism in Eukaryota, Metazoa, Arthropoda, Insecta, Diptera, Culicidae. Gene Ontology annotation, cellular component: cytosol.